CCUUAGCAAGCUGAGUGGUUUUCAUGUUUUGUUUAUUAGAAUGGCCUUAUUUUGGCGAAUUACCCUACGCUACAGGAUUUACUGUAGCCCAGAUGUAACGUGCGAUGGCCGAAGGUUUCACUAGAAGUCUGUUGAAAGUGGUGGUUGCUCAGAUUUGUCAAAGUCUGGGUUGGCAGGCCGUUCAAACUACCCCUUGCGACCUGCUUACUGAUAUUUUAGAACGUUACAUUGGAAAACUAGCAGAGACUACGCACAGCUAUGCUGAACAAUAUAAUCGUACUGAACCUAACCUUGAUGAUCUGAGUUAUGCAUUUCGACAACUUGGAAUCAGUAUAGCUGAAUUAGAGGAUUAUACCAAUGUUGUGGAACAGAUACCAUUUGCUCAUGAGUUACCACAAUUUCCGUUUGUUAAGAAUAAUGCUUUACAUCAUCCAAAGCCAGGUAGCAGUGAACACCGUGAACGACUCAUUUAUAUCCCUGAUUACUUACCACCACUUGUACAAUAUCCUGAAGAUGCUGAUGGGCUUGGUUCACCAAUUUCUGGACCUUCCGGCUCUGUCCAUGAAAUGGGAGGAGAGCCAGUUACAAUGGAUCAAACAUCUCCAAGGACACCAGGAAGAGGUGAAAAACGGGAAAGAAACAGCAUAUUACAUGAUGAACCAUCUAGUAAGAGACUACGGAUCAGUGAGGAUGGAACUCCACAAGAGUUGACAGCAAUAUCCAUGACACCUCAGGGUGUAUUAACACCUAAACGUGAAGGGAAACUGCCAGAUGCUACAACACCACCGCAAAGUAAACUGCCAUCAGCUCUGGUCACAGCCAAGUCAGCUACUAAUGAUGAGAAAGAACCUUCCAAUGAAAAGGAUAAAGACAAGAAGAUGCCACCUCCAACAGUCCUGACACCAUCAAAAUCACGUGCCAAGUCACCAAAAUCACCCAAAGGUGGAGGUGGUAGUGUUGAUUCAAAAGCAACAAAACUUAAAGAAUUUCUUCUGCAUAAUAAGCCUAAUUCUCCAAAAGGAGGCAGCAAGAUUGCUAAGUCACCUGAAAGGAGUAGAACUAGUAAUAAAAAGUCACCUAUUCGGACAAAGUCGCCAGCAAAACACGCACCACCAAGUUCUCCUCCUGCCAUUACACCUAUACUAACAGGACUUCUGUCAACAAUACAAAAAAAUGGUACUGAUCAAGAGGAUAUUGAGGAUGUCGUUUCUGAAAGUAAAGAAUCAAAGUUAGUGCCUGCUUCUGAUAAAAGCAUGGACGCUUCUAUUGAAGCUGUAAUUGUGAGAGCACAGAAACAUAUUACUGAGAAAGCUGAGAAGCAGGAAAUUAAGGAGGAAAAUGUGGAGAUUAAGAAAGAGAAAAAGGAGAGGGAGAGGGAAGAAGAGAAAGAGAAGGAGAAGGAAAAGUUUGAUGUCAAUACAAGUCGGCUGAGUUCUGUUGAGAGUACCAUUGAGGCUGUCAUUCAGAGGUCACAGCAACAGUUUGCUGAGGAGCAGGAGUUGAAAGCUAAGCAGAAAGAGCAAAAACCUGUUGAACCUCCCAAGUCACAUGAUCCUUAUGAUUUUAUUGAUGAUGAUUCACCUGCUCCUCCUACUCCGCUAAAGGAGCAGUCUCCUUCAAAACCUAUUGUGAAGAAGAUGAAAAGAAGCAAAGAGCAAGAAAAAGAUAAAAAGAUGAAAGUGAAAAAAUUCAAAAUAAAAGAUGAGAAGCGAGAGAAUGUAGAACUGAAAAAAAUAGAAAAGGAGAAACCUGCAGAAAACAUCCCCCCAAAAGUACAUGAUGCUGUAAAACUUGAGGGACCUGUGAAGCUCAAAGAUAAAGCCAAAAAGAAAGACAAAAAGGAAAAGAAAGACAAGCAUAAGGAGAUUAAAAAAGUUAAAGAAAAGAAAAUUGUUAAGGGAGAUAAGAAGGACUCUUCUCAAUCUCAGGAGAAGCCUGCACCACCACCACCUGAAAAAUCUGUGCCUCUCAUUCCAAAAAUUAGUAUAAAAACAAAAGACUUUCCUAAAACUACUCUGACCUUCAGUGGUCUUGAUCUCUCACAGCCUAAGCCAUCAACUGUUGGAAGCAGUGCAACUAUUAAGGCUGAUAUGCCUAAAGAAAUAAGUACAGAAAAGCAUCAUGAAAAGGCCAAGAAGAAGAAAAAAGAUAAACACAAGGAGAGGCAUAAAGAAAAACACCGAGACAAAGAGAAAGCAAAGCAUAAAGACAAAGAAAAACAUAAGAAAGAAAAGCAUAAAGAUAACAAAGAAACUACAAUAAAGUUGAAGUCGGAAUCUUCAAGUACAGAAAUCCCUAAGAUUACUUUAAAAAUUGGUACCAGGCCGUCUGGUGGAAGUGAUGCCUCAGCACCUGCCAAAAUAGUCAUCAAGACACCAGUGGUUCCAGAAAAGCCGCCUACUCUGUCUCCCUCACCACCCCCUGUGCUCUCACCACGUCCUCAGACUUCCCUCCCAAAACCUCUUCCAGAGUCUCCCAGUCCUACACUCAAUCCUUCACCCCCUUAUCCUCAUUUCCACAUUCCACAUUCUUCACCACCACCUUAUCAGGCUCCUCGAUUUCCAUUCCAGUAUCCCCAAUUUAGCUCUCCCCCUCCUCAUCACCAAUAUCCAUUUUCUAUAAGUUCUAUGAUGGCACAUGCUCCAACACCUUAUGCAUCCUGGGCGGCUCCUCCACCAUCAAUGAUGCACUCAGGACCAGGUCACCCAGCAUUGUUGUCUCCUCCACCUCCCCAGAGAAAGCCCAUGAUUCCCACUGUUCAACCACCUCACCUACCUCCUCAGUCUAUGGGUGCAUUUGCAUCAGCUCUACAAAAUAGCCCUCCUGGCUCCAUGCGACCAGGACCUCCACCCCCACCUCCUCCCCCUCCCCCACUCCUCCAACAACAGUUUCCAUAUCAGCUUCAGCAACCAUCGCGACCACCUGUAAUCAUGUCCCCCCAUCUAGCACCUACAAAACCUUCACCUAAACACACUCCACAAUACAUGCCAACAAAGCCAGUGCCACCACCUCCCAAACCAACACCACCAUCUCCACCACCUUUUGUACAGUCACCUCCAACAACAGUUUCAUCACCAGCACCAAAACCAUCAUCGCAGCCACCACCAGCAUCAGUUGUGUCUACAACAUUAGCAGCAUCUACGUCUCAGCAGAGCGGUGUACAACGAUCAGUGAUCACUGAAACACUCGGCAGCACAAUACUGGAUUCCAGUGGUCAAAAAAUCUGGAUUUGUCCACAGUGUAAGCUGCCUGAUGAUGGAAGUCCAAUGAUAGGAUGUGACACAUGUGAUGACUGGUAUCAUUGGCCAUGUGUUGGUAUCACCGAAGAACCAUCAGCAGAUGAAUGGUACUGUAAACGAUGCACUGCCAAGAAAAAAUCAGCACCUAAGAAGAAGAAGAAAAAGAAACAUAAGGGGUCUUAUGAUUAACUACCAGCCUAGGUUGCCCAAAAUCUGUGAUUUACCACCUGCCUAGGUAGCCUACAAACAUGUCAGUGUUGUGAAAGAUUCCAUCUAAAGCACAUUGUUGACAACUUCAGCAGUUCAUGCUUUAUGAAAUCCCACAUUUUAUGCUGGGUAGUGAUCUGAUCAGAAAUGCAUUGAAGGCAGAGAUAAUAUCUCAUAACACUAUGCACUGAUGUGAAUGAAUUCUUAUGCAUUGUAAUUGGACUCAAUGUGCAGGUUGCACUGGUUUUAUUUUGAAUCAGCAGCAAAUAGAUGAAACAAGACUAGUUGUUUCCAUGAUCUAUAAUUGAUUGUUUGAGUUUCUGUUUAUUGGAAAUAACUGUAAACCGUUUAAUUUCACUGCUGUAAGUUUUCACUAUAUAAUAAUUUAAUUGAAUUCAUGAUAGAUGAAAUAUCAUAUUACCCCGGUAGUCACUACGACACCCUAGGAUCCCAGUGAAAAUUAUUGUGACUCCCUAGGAUCCCAGUAAAAGUCACUAUGGCUCACUUUUGUAAAGAUCCCAAUAGAGGAUGUUGAUUGCUAAACAUUUUUUGCUAUUUCCAUGUUUUGGAUGAAAACAUAUCUUGUUUCUUUGUUAAGUACAUUAUGUCUGUUCACUGCUUUAUUAGUACAUGUAUCAGUCUAUUUCUGAGUAGCAAAUACAUAAUGCUGCUGUUUCUUCAACCUCUUGUUGAGCGAGUGUAGCUGCUGCCAUCUUCCGUCAAACUAAAUGAAAAAACAUGUGUAAAAAUGUAAUUGAUCAGAGGUGGAGGUAUAUGCUCACUUUUGUAUUCAGAUUUCACACAAACUACCAAAAACAGUAUUCUCAACAAUUUGAAUCACAUGACAGAAAUUUCAGUUUUGGGCAGUAUUCAAUGUCAAAACUUGGAUCUGGUCCUGAACCAGUUACAUAACAAAUUCCAGAGGGUUGGUAUGCUACAGAGACAACUGAGCUAUACACACUGGAUGUACAAAUUAUUAUCACAACAUAUUGUGGUGUCCAGUGGUGUCUGUUACUAGUAGCUCCCUAUUGUCACUGCUUUAAUUGUUAAUACUUGUCGUAAAAUCCAAACGUCAGAUAUACAAUACUAUAGUUAUAUUGUUAAUUCGUCUUUCUAUGGUCUCUUCUGAGGUUAUAUCAAACUCUUAAAAUACAGUUUUAAAUCUAUUUUAUGAAGUCUUGCUUGCAAAAACAUUUCAAAAUCUUGUGUGUUUCGAGAUUCAACAAUGGAGAUUCAACUGUUGUAUUAAUGUUUAUUUGACCUCCAUUUGAGAGUUUAACACACAAUUGUUGGUGACAUCAAUUAUCAAGAAAUCUAUUCAAAAUUAAAACGUGAUUUACAAAUUCAAGAACUAUGAACUCAAUUUAUGUAAUAGCAGAAAUUUUGAUAUGAUCUUCUAUGACAGUGCAAGUUGUAUUCAAUAUUUUUAUGUCCAUAAUUGGAUAGGAGAAGUCCAUUUGUGUGUGUUUUGAUUAAGACAUGUAGACAGUGGCAAACUAAUUUUCUUUGAUUCAAUAUUAACAUGGGAACAUUUUGAAUUUUUUGUAUCUAAAGAAAUGUUUUUUUUUUUCUUCUGGCAUCUAUUGCCAUUAAUUCGUUUUUACUAUGGAUAGGUUUUUAUAACAGUUGAAAUUAUUAUUACUAUAAAAGUUCACUUUAUUUGUUAAAAAAAUGUCCACACUGCCUCUGACUUUUCAGUAGCAAAUUCAAAUUGUGAGAAAAGCCAUUGUCAGUCUGAUUAGAGUUGACCAAUCUUCUGUACUUUUUUGUUACAAGCCACAUAGAGGGUAUCAUUUUUGUAUAUAUCCAAACUAAUUUUUCAUGCAAUGGAAUGUAAAUCAAUCACUUUUAAAACACAAAUAAAAUUUAAAUCAAGCAAGAAUAA
Molecule: messenger RNA, 5331 nt
Organism: Saccoglossus kowalevskii
Lineage: Eukaryota; Metazoa; Hemichordata; Enteropneusta; Harrimaniidae
Biological process (GO): positive regulation of transcription by RNA polymerase II
Cellular component (GO): transcription factor TFIID complex
Molecular function (GO): transcription factor binding; p53 binding; protein heterodimerization activity
Source: RefSeq, a predicted model, not a curated record